CUUGGCUCUGGCUCACAGUUCAAUCACAUACUAAAACAUUCGUAUUAUUGCUCAAGAGACAUAAAACAUACUCAAGUAUGAGAUUAAGAGCAGUAACAAGCUCUACAUUCCUUCUCAUAAUAUUAUCUUCUCUAUUUGUUGAUGUAUCUGUCUCAGCAUCUUUCCUACCAGCAUUAAUCAAAGGAAUCCCGUUGUGGCUCAAAAACAGCAGAACAAGUAAAUUUUCCAGCGUCUGGAAUAAACUGAAGUCACUCUUCACGUUCAAGAAAGGACUAAAGCUUGGAGACGUAUACAAGGGUUUGUCCGAAGUGAAAGAAUAUUUAGACAUAUUCGGAUACUUAAACUCUACUUUGAAUUCAAACUUCAACGACACUUUCACCCUCGAGCUCCAAUCCGCAAUAAAACAAUACCAGAAAAACUUCAACCUCCAAGUCACGGGGCAGCUAGACCAAGACACGUAUAGCAUGAUAUCGCAGCCACGGUGCGGUGUUCCCGACGUCGUCAACACGACGUCGUUUACGCGGUGGUGGAAACCGGGGCGGAGAGAGCUGACCUACGCUAUUCACCCUCGGAAUAACGUCUCUAACGGCGUCAAGGUUUUGUUACGCGACGUUUUCGCGCGGUGGUCGAAUGCGACGUCGUUGGGGUUGGCGGAGACGGCGUCGUUCGAUGGCGCGGACGUUAGGGUUGCCUUCGUGGUGUUGGAUGGAGAAGGUGGAACGGUGGGGGGUGCGGAGACGAACUACAGUGCGCGUUUUGGGAGCGUGUAUUUGGAUUCGGAGGAGAAGUGGGUGGUGAAAGGUGAGAGCGAUGAGGGUGAGGUGGAUUUGGAGUCUGUGCUGAUGCACGUGGUUGGUCACGUGCUAGGGUUAGGGCAUUCCUUUGUGGAAGAGGCUGUCAUGUACCCGAUCGUGUUGCCCGACAAGAAGAAGACCAAGUUAGCGUAUGAUGACUUGCUCAGGAUUCACCGAAUAUACGGUGAAACCUAGUUCUUAUUUAGUGUUUAGGUAAUAAUGUAUCCUUUCUAUUUUGCUUCUUUUAAUCAACCUCCAAGUUGGGUCUAGAGUGCUCAAAACCCUCUAAUUUACCUCUCCUAUUUUAUUUUAUUAGUAAAA
Messenger RNA from Cajanus cajan (pigeon pea), 1115 nucleotides. The record is from RefSeq and is a predicted model, not a curated record. NCBI's taxonomy places the organism in Eukaryota, Viridiplantae, Streptophyta, Magnoliopsida, Fabales, Fabaceae.